AUGGGUAUCGUCAGCAGCAAGCCCGAAGAGGGUCCUGCUCUCUACCUAAGAGACCAGAAUCGAUUGAGCAUAUCCUCCUUGGUCGUUACAAAUCCACGAAAGCGCACUUCUGUGAAUGUUGUUCCCAAUGCAUUCCCUGCCACCAGAAUAUCUGUUCAGAAACCAGCCAGCGACACGUCCCCCAUAGAAUUCGUCCAGGAUCCCGAUACUUCGAAUCCAGGGACGGUACCGAAUUUCCUCGUCAAGCUCAGCAACGAUGAUGAGCUUAUAUUUUCCUUCACGUUUGUCAUGCGUCAGGCACAUCUUGCGCAACCCACCUCACCUUCCGAUACAACAUCUUCACCUAUCGAUACGAGCAUAUCAGGCCUCACCUACGUCUAUGCCUCAAACCUCAAAGAAGUCGAGAACUUGGUGACCAGAGAGUUUCAUGCGGAUCCGAACCUUCACAGAAACGCCAACGUCGCAUUGGUCGGCGAUUAUUCAACAGGAGGUAGCCCAUCAGUAUCAUUCGAAUGGACUUGGAAAUGGAAGCCCCCGAAGCCAACAGAGGAUAAGGGCGGUGGCUGGAGAAACUCCUGCAGCUUCGUCGAAUAUGACCCUCGCGCUCAUCGACUGCACACCUUGGCUAGUUUCUCCUAUUUUGUCGCAGGUACUACUAAUCCUCGUGAGAACGCCUAUGCCUCAACCGCUCAUGCUCUCCUAGGGACGCCGGCGACUUUGAGCCAUCCGAAUUCACCGUCACCACCUUUUCUCCUAGCAUCCCCGCCCAAAAUCCGCGUUGCUUCGUCUCAAUCAGUCGAUUCUCGCAUGACUGUUCCUGAUAUGCUUGACGAGCCUGUUUCACCCCUAGUUCCCACAGCCGAGCUACCUCUUACACCCGGACUCCCGCACUUCAAGGAAGCGGUCAAAGUGGAUGUCCCUUGUCCUAAACCAGGCGAGGAAUCCAUGGUCAGUGACGAUGGUCCUGUCUUCAGAGCCACCCUCAAAGCCCUCGAACAGAAGACAGGCAAUAUGAGGACACAAAUGAAAAAGGUUCUAAAGAAAGCAGAACAUGCGCACUCUUGCCAGAACGAAGCCAAUGAUGCCUUUCUUGCGUUUGUCGAUGCUCUACGAGAAGCGGCAUCGACCAAUGCCAAUGCUGUGCAGCCUGCUUUGGAACAUUACUUUGAUAAAAUCGCCAGAGAAAUCUUAUCCUACGAGCGCCAAAACACCUACAACCUUCAGAAGAUUAUCAUCGAGCCAGUAACCAAGCUAUAUCAGGUCGAUAUCAAACAAGCCGAAUCGAAGAAACGAGACUUUGAGGAGGAAAGUAAGGAUUAUUAUGCUUACGUAUCACGCUAUCUGGGCCAGCGACAGGAUUCGGUCAAGGCUAAGAAACUUGCGGAAGCCGAUUCCAAGUAUCAGAACAAGCGACGUAACUUUGAACUCAAAAGAUUCGACUACUCAAGUUUCAUGCAGGAUCUCCAUGGUGGUCGCAAGGAACAAGAAGUCUUGUCCCAGCUCACGAAAUUCGCCGAUUAUCAAACCCGAGGCUUUAUGGCUACUGCGAAGAAAAUUGAGAUUCUUCUUCCUCAGCUAGAGGCUCUAUCCAAUGAGGUUCAGGAGGCCGACAAGGAAUAUCAAUAUCAACGCCGCGAACGCGAGGAGAAGAGACGGCUUCUUGAAAAAAGCAACACACCUUACAAGGAGCCCGAGCAGGGAAGUAAUACAAGCAGCAUGCCAAUUUCGUCUGCCAGUAAUGGCAAUACGGGUAACACCUCAGAUUCUGACCUAGGCCGUGCCGACAGCACAGGGUCGCAGUUGAACAUCGGGUCAGGGAGUGUUCCGUCAGGUGUCGAGUUAUCUAGGUCCCCCGGCAGUCUCGGGCAAUCGUCAGUUGGCAGCCCCGUGGCGUUGUCUAAAUUCAAGGGUAUCCGUGACCUCGAAGAACGAGAUAACAUGCCAUCUGCCGCCACUCAUCGCAAGGAAGGACUUUUGUGGGCGCUCAACAGACCCGGAGGACAUGUCGACCCGCGUAAUUUGAAUAAACAGGGCUGGCACAAGUUCUGGAUCGUAUUGGAUCAGGGCAAAUUAUCUGAAUACAGUAACUGGAAGCAGAAACUUGAUCUUCACAUCGAUCCCAUCGACCUCCGAAUGGCAUCCGUCCGAGAAGCUCGUAACGCGGAACGUCGCUUUUGUUUUGAAGUUAUCACUCCAAGUUUCAAGCGCGUAUAUCAGGCAACAUCCGAAGAGGACAUGAACAGCUGGAUUAUGGCCAUCAACAAUGCUUUGCAAAGUGCUAUGGAGGGUCGCAGUUAUCAAGGGAAGCCAUCUUCAUCAAAUGGUGAUUCUUCCAUAAGGAGAGAUAUUGGCUCCGUUCUCACGGGAAAGACACAAUCACUGAGCCACGGCAAUCACCAUAGUACUUCUAACAGUGGCAUACCCAGUCGCAGGAUAACGGUUGGUGCGCGACCAAGUGCUGUGAGGACUUCCAGCUCAGGAUACGACGAAAACCCUGACAGGGUGCUUCAGAUGGUUCGAGAUAACGACCAAGGCAACCUGUGGUGUGCCGACUGUGGUUCUGGCUCCAAAGUCGAGUGGGUGUCUAUCAACCUGGGCAUCAUUCUUUGCAUCGAAUGCAGUGGUAUUCAUCGGUCGCUUGGUACGCAUAUCAGCAAGGUGCGAUCUUUGACGCUGGACAUCAAGUCCUUCACUAUUGAUAUUGUCGAGCUUCUGCUGCUGAUUGGAAACCGAGUCUCGAACAUGAUCUGGGAGGCAAAGCUCGACCAAUCACAGAAACCGACCGGGCAGGCAAGCCGCGAACAGCGCCUUCGAUUCAUCACGUCGAAGUACGUGGAUAGGGCGUUCGUUGAGCCCAUUUCGCCAACUUUGUCGCGAUAUGGUACAGCAGACGAGACAUUGCUGGCUGGUAUUAAGAAGAACGAGAUACAGCAGGUGCUCUACGCGUUGGCACUCAAGGCGAACCCAAACACAGUUGACAAGAUGAGGGGUACACAUGCUGUAUGGCUUGCUCUGGCUGCGGCGGACCCAGCAGCACCGUCACCAACACCGCACCCAGUCUCCGACUCAGAGGCAAAGACCGUGCCGUUCCCAGUAGCCGAGUUGCUGGUUCAGAACGGGGCCGAAAUUCCUGAAGCAAUGCCGGCGUUCCCCUUAGGUCGUUAUGCGCAGCUCUACGUAGAACAGAAACGGGGACGUACGAUUGUGGGGGGAGGAUCAAGCGACGCAGUGCCCUCGCUACCCGGUAACUUGAGUUCGGCCGAGAGACUUCAGCGCGAGAGGGAAGCUCGACUCCAGAAGCGAGUUAGCACAGGGGGCAGGCUGGCCAGAUCUCCGAUUCCCGAGCGAUAG
Messenger RNA from Fusarium coffeatum, 3351 nucleotides. RefSeq lists its product as uncharacterized. Lineage: Eukaryota; Fungi; Ascomycota; Sordariomycetes; Hypocreales; Nectriaceae. The record is from RefSeq and is a predicted model, not a curated record. The transcript has 5 exons. Gene Ontology annotation, biological process: intra-Golgi vesicle-mediated transport. Bases 1 to 3351 code for a protein of 1116 amino acids. Gene Ontology annotation, cellular component: trans-Golgi network; cytoplasm; endosome. Gene Ontology annotation, molecular function: protein binding; GTPase activator activity.